Molecule: messenger RNA, 2019 nt
Organism: Cucumis sativus (cucumber)
Lineage: Eukaryota; Viridiplantae; Streptophyta; Magnoliopsida; Cucurbitales; Cucurbitaceae
Product: plant intracellular Ras-group-related LRR protein 9
Exons: 3
Coding region: 117-1688 (523 amino acids)
Molecular function (GO): protein binding
Source: RefSeq, a predicted model, not a curated record
UAACACUCUAAUAUCUCACUCUUUCACCUUCAAACUCUCAAAUCUCCACUCUCUUCUUCUUCUUCGUCUUCCUCUUUGUUAUUCCGAUCCAUUUUUUUGCUCUCCAAUUAUUCACCAUGGCCAUGGAUCCCAAUCCCAAAAGCUUCCCCAUCCUUUCCUACGUCAUGGCUAGAAUCCCCUCUCUCAGCCCUCGACCGCCGCCCACCGAAUUCGACAUCGAACAGCCUGCAUCUCCCUCUUCCGGCCACGGUCGUUUCGAUCCUUCCUCAUCCUCCUCCCGAAUCGUCCAUGAAAUGCCCCAUCUUUCCGACCCUAAGGUUUUGGCUUCUAUGACCACCGCUAUAUCUGAUGUUGCUCAGACCCGAUCCGUGCUCAAAACCCUUGGGGAGAGACCUGACCAUGAGGCUGUAGAUACUGCCAAGGCUAGGCUUGUUGAUAUUGAAGUUAAUUUAUCUGCCAAGCUUCAGGAAAUCGUGCUUUCUUCUAGGCCGGCGGAUGUUGAGUUGCUUGAGUGGAGGGCGCAUCUUGCUGAGAAAGAGAACGAGUGUCGUCAGGCGGCGGAUAAAGAGAAGCAGGUGUAUAAAGCUAUUGUGCAAUUGGAUGAGAUGCAUGAGGCUUAUGAGAGGAUGUUGAAGGAAGCGGAGGAGAGGUUGGUGAAGAUUUAUGAGUCGGCUGAGAGAGGACUGCCGGAGGAAGAACAGUUGGAUCCAGUAAGCGAAGAGGUCAAUGAAGAGGUUGCGAAGAUUCUUCAGGAUGCGAAUGAGAAGGAAAUGGAUCGAAUUUCUCUCACUGGCCGGCGCUUGCGGUUCUUACCUGAAGAAUUCGGACACAUUCGUGGAUUGGUUGUGCUCGAUAUCUCCAGCAAUCAACUACAGAUUAUCCCCGAUUCAAUAUCUGGAUUAGAAAAUCUUGAGGAGCUGAAUGCCUCAUCCAAUCUCCUGGAGUCACUGCCCGACUCAAUUGGCUUAUUACAAAAGCUGAAACUCCUGAAUGUCUCUGCGAACAAGCUGCAUGCCCUUCCUGACACAAUAUGCCAUUGCAGGUCUCUAGUGGAGUUAGACGUGAGUUUCAACAGUCUAACGUACUUGCCAACAAAUAUUGGCCUUGAACUGGUGAAUUUGGAGAAGCUUGCUGUCCAGUUAAACAAGUUACGCUCGCUUCCCUCUUCUGUUUGUGGUAUGAGUUCUUUGCGUUACCUGGAUGCUCAUUUCAAUGAGCUUCAUGGCCUUCCUCAGGCAAUUGGGAAACUGACGAAACUCGAGUAUCUCAACCUAUCCAGUAAUUUUACUGACCUUACUGAACUUCCACAUACCUUUGGUGAUUUAAUCAGCCUUAGGGAACUUGACCUCAGCAACAACCAGAUUCACGCUCUACCUGACACAUUUGGCCAUCUCGAAAAUUUAAAGAAACUAAACGUGGAGCAAAAUCCUCUUACAGUUCCACCAAUGGAAGUGGUAAGCAAAGGACCAGAUGCUGUGAGGACAUUCAUGUCCAAGAGAUGGCUUGAAAUUCUGCAGGAGGAAGAUAGAAAAAGAACUCUAGAAAUGGACGAACAGACGCAAACUGGAUGGCUGACACGAAGCACUUCUUGGUUGAAGACUUACGUUUCUGGCGUUUCCGAGACCGUGUCUGGUAUCGUUGGAUCUCCCAAAUCUCCAAGAGACCCGUAUCUUGAUCAACAGCUAUAAAUUUGAUGGAGAGCUCUUUCACCACCAAUUUUUGCACUCCUUCCUCCGCUGAUUUUGGGUCUCCUCAGCCUCAGUCAGGUUCAUUAGAUUCUUUAUAUAUAUAGUGUCUUGAGAACUCAUAACAAAUCACAACAAUUACAAGCAAAUUUUCUUUGGAGUUUUUAAAGGUUGAUGAGUUUGGUACAAUGCGUUUUUGCAUUGUUUGUAUUGUACAUUUCUCCUUACUACAAUUCACUCUAAUAACCAUAUUAUUUUCCCUAUCCAGUUUGAGAUCAUCUGGAUAAACAAUUUCAUUCAGCAGAUAAGUGAUUGUGAUAGUUUUCAAACCAAA